Phyllostomus discolor (pale spear-nosed bat) is the source of this 1767-nucleotide messenger RNA. It is a transcript of the gene ARL8A, whose product is annotated as ADP ribosylation factor like GTPase 8A. The transcript has 7 exons. Lineage: Eukaryota; Metazoa; Chordata; Mammalia; Chiroptera; Phyllostomidae. The coding region runs from base 221 to 781 and encodes 186 amino acids. Gene Ontology annotation, molecular function: GTPase activity; GTP binding. Gene Ontology annotation, cellular component: lysosomal membrane. The record is from RefSeq and is a predicted model, not a curated record. Gene Ontology annotation, biological process: anterograde axonal transport; protein transport.
GCCCCGGCCCCGCUCCGGCAGCAGGCGCGCGCGCUCGGGCGCGAGCAGGACGCGGCCCCGGCUCGGCUCCGGGAGCGCGGGGGGCGGCGGCGGAGGAGGCGCCGAGGCCACACCCAGCAGCGAGCGGAUCCGGCCGCGAGUCGCCCCGCGCCCGAGCCCCGCGCACCCCCGCGGACCCGGCGCACCGAGGCCGCUCUGGCCGAGCGCGAGCGCAGCGACCAUGAUCGCUUUGUUCAACAAGCUGCUGGACUGGUUCAAGGCCCUGUUCUGGAAGGAGGAGAUGGAGCUCACGCUGGUCGGGCUGCAGUAUUCGGGCAAGACCACCUUCGUCAACGUGAUCGCGUCGGGACAGUUCAACGAGGACAUGAUCCCCACGGUGGGGUUCAACAUGCGCAAGAUCACCAAGGGGAACGUGACCAUCAAGCUCUGGGACAUCGGGGGACAGCCCCGUUUCCGCAGCAUGUGGGAGCGCUACUGCCGCGGCGUGAGCGCCAUCGUGUACAUGGUGGACGCCGCUGACCAGGAGAAGAUCGAGGCCUCCAAGAACGAGCUGCACAACCUGCUGGACAAGCCCCAGCUGCAGGGGAUCCCGGUCUUAGUCCUGGGAAACAAGCGAGACCUCCCCGGAGCGCUGGAUGAGAAGGAGCUGAUUGAGAAAAUGAAUCUAUCUGCCAUCCAGGACCGUGAGAUCUGCUGCUACUCCAUCUCCUGCAAAGAAAAAGACAACAUCGACAUCACCCUACAGUGGCUUAUCCAACACUCGAAGUCUCGGAGGAGCUGAGAACGCGGCCCCGCCCCUCGGACCAGCGACCCCCCUCCGGACCUGAAGCCGGGCUCCCCGCCUACCUGCUCCCCUUCCCCCCAAGUCCCCCCUCGUCACUGGUGUGGGGAGGGGCCCUCCGGGCACCCGAGAGCCCUGUUCUGCUGAGGUUUGAACCCUGUUUUUACUGUAAAAUAAACCACGCCCUUCUGGUCCCCUAACCGCACCCGCCCGCCCCUGUCCCGUGGUCCCCGCACCUGCCCUGCUUCCUCCCCUCCCCCCAGCCCUGGCCCCGGGCCCCUGUCUCCUGCCCCUGCCCGGUCCCCCUCCCGCCCUGCCCUGUCCCACACUCUUCUGUUAUUGUCCUGUGUGUACAGUAUAUAUAUGUAUAUAUAUUUUAAUUUUUUAAUUUAAGCAAAGACUAAAAUCGACCAUUCGAUGCUGCAGGGGCCAGUCGGGGUCUGGGAGGGGCGGCCUGGCGGGGAGGUAGGGUGCGAGCUGGCACGGGGCAGGGCCAGGGCAGGGGGGGUGGGGGCCGGGGCUCGGGGCAGGGGCCAGCCUGGGCACCGGCGGCCGCCCCGUGUCCUGGGCGGCCCCACCUCCCGCUCGGGCUGUCCCUCCUCGCAUGUCACAGGCUGGCAGAGUCCUGGACGUGCCCCUCCCACCCCGGCCUGGUAGGGCCCCAGCGCAGCCGGCUGCCCGGGACCGGGCAGGCCCCAGGGGCAGGAGCCCCGCGCCCGUGCAGGGGCCCCCACCCCGCUCCGGUGCCCUGCUUCUCUGCCCUCGCCUCGCGGAGUCUCGCGAGGACAGGGCUCCGCGGGGGCGGCGGCUCUCCGGGUUUCGUGUUUGCUCGUUUAUUUAAUUUAAUGAUUUGUAAAGUGACGGUCCUCCUCCUUUUUUUUAUACUUUUCAGCUCAUUCUUAACCUCUGUUUGGAGAACGAUUCUUGUAACUGUACAUUUUUUUGCCUCCUAACAACACGAAUAAAUUAGCAAUUUUGUGCCGGGA